CCGUCGCUAUGUCACCUCAAAUGCAUCUUCCCUGAGGUUAGGGUUAGGUUAGUUUUAGGGUCUCAAGCUUCUCUCCAAUUUGAGUCUUUAGCCUUUCGAUCCAUUCAUGGCCAACCGCACAGAUCCUGCGGCCAAGAGUAUAAGGGGCACUAACCCCCAGAACUUGGUGGAGAAGAUUCUUAGGUCUAAGAUUUACCAGAACACCUACUGGAAGGAGCAAUGCUUCGGGUUAACGGCGGAGACGCUUGUGGACAAGGCUAUGGAGCUCGAUCAUCUCGGUGGUACUUACGGUGGCAACCGCAAACCUACGCCUUUUAUGUGCUUAGUCAUGAAGAUGCUCCAAAUCCAGCCCGAAAAGGAUAUCGUCGUCGAGUUCAUAAAGAACGACGAUUACAAAUAUGUGCGAAUACUUGGUGCUUUUUAUCUGCGCCUUACUGGGACUGAUGUUGAUGUGUACCGAUACCUAGAACCUUUAUACAAUGACUAUCGAAAAUUAAGGCAAAAGUUAGCUGAUGGAAAAUUUGCCUUAACACAUGUGGAUGAGGUUAUAGAUGAGCUUCUGACAAAAGAUUAUUCCUGUGAUAUUGCUCUGCCUCGUGUCAAGAAAAGAAGGACACUUGAAUCACUUGGCUCACUUGAGCCUAGAAAAAGUGUGUUGGAAGAUGAUUUUGAAGAGGAGGAAGAGAAAGAGGAAAAUGAACAAAUUGAUGGGCUAGACAAUGGGGCUGAUGAAAGAGAUUAUUACCAUGGGAGAAGUCCCACAAGGGAAAGAGAUAGAGAUAGGAGACGCGAGAGUCACAGAUACAGGGAUCGAGACUAUGAUCGGGACUAUGACAGGGACUACGAUAGAGAACGUGGACGGGGGCGUGAGAGAGAUAGGGAUAGAGAACGGGAUAGGGACAGAGAAAGAGAGAGGGAUAGGGAUCGGGAUCGCUAUCGUUUAAGAGAAGAAAAGGAUUAUGGUCGUGAUAGGGAACGAGAAAGAGAGAGGGAAGGCAGAGAACGGGAGAGGCGAGAUAGGGACCGUGGCAGGCGGAGUCAUUCAAGGAGUAGAAGUAGGAGUAGGGAUCGCAAGAGACAUGGCCGCAGCUGCAGUCCAAAAAGGCGUGGAGAUGGUCCGGAAGAGCCAAAGAAGAAAAAGGAAAAGAAGGAAAAGAAGGAUGAUGGCACCGACCACCCAGAUCCAGAGAUUGCAGAAGCUAAUAAGCUCCGAGCAGCCUUGGGUUUGAAACCAUUGAAGUGAUAUUGUGUAUCAUGUAAUUUGCUGGCAACUGCCUUUCAACAAAAUACUUGGUUAUCUAGUGGUAUUCUGCUCUUUUUCCCAUCUGCACAGCUUGCCUUGGUGUAUUCUGUAAAUGACCACUACGUAUUAUAAGACUAAUUGUGAGGAUUGGGGCAGGCUAUUAGCUUAAACAAUAGAAAAACAAAUUACAGGCCA
This is a messenger RNA of Manihot esculenta (cassava), 1438 nucleotides long. RefSeq names its product pre-mRNA-splicing factor 38. The transcript has 6 exons. Lineage: Eukaryota; Viridiplantae; Streptophyta; Magnoliopsida; Malpighiales; Euphorbiaceae. The record is from RefSeq and is a predicted model, not a curated record. Gene Ontology annotation, cellular component: precatalytic spliceosome. The coding region runs from base 107 to 1243 and encodes 378 amino acids.